UCACCUAUCAUCAUCACACCUGUUUCUAUCUUAACACACAUAGACACACACAGACCCACACUCAUAAACUGCGACAGGCUGCAGGAAAAGCACUGGGACUCAGUGAGGAUGGAGCAGGAGUAUGAUAUUAUAGUGCUUGGAACUGGACUGAAGGAAUGCAUCAUCUCUGGUUUAAUGACUCUAAGUGGGAAAAAGGUUCUUCACAUCGAUAAGAAUCCUUAUUAUGGGGGAGAAAGCGCAUCCAUUUCUCCCCUUGAGGAGCUGUACAAGAAGUUUAAAGUUCCUGGUCCUCCUAAAUCAAUGGGCAGAGGGAAAGAGUGGAACGUUGACCUCAUCCCCAAAUUUUUUCUUGCCACCGGUCAGCUGGUAAAAAUCCUGGUCCACAGCGAGGUUACUCGGUAUCUGGACUUUAAAGUUGUAGAAGGCAGCUAUGUAUACAAAGGAGGAAAAGUGCACAAAGUCCCUGCCAAUGAAAAAGAUGCAGAUGCUUCAGAUCUGAUGGGCAUGUUCGACAAGAGGAGGUUCAAGAAGCUGCUGCUUUUUGCUCUGAACUUUGACAUAAAAAACCCUCGCACCUACCACGAUGUGGAUCCUCACAAAACGAGCACACGGGAACUGUUCCAUCGCUAUGACCUGGGACUUGAUGUCAUAGAGUUUAUAGGUCACGCCAUAGCCUUACAUAACAGUGAGAGUUACCUGGACCUGCCCUGUGUGGAAAUCAUCAGUCGGAUCAGGCUGUACUCUGAUUCUCUGGCCUGUCGCAACACCAGUCCAUACCUCUACCCGGUAUAUGGGCUCGGGGAGCUACCACAGGGCUUUGCCAGACUGAAUGCAGAGUAUGGAGGAACCUUCUUGUUGAACAGGGCAGUGGAUGAGAUUGUGAUGGAUAAUGGCAAAGUGAAAGCUGUGAAAUCUGAGGGGAAGCUGUUUCACUGCAAACAGUUAAUCUGCGAUCCCAGCUACGUUCCUAGUCGUGUCAGGAAGGUGGGACGCGUCAUUAGGGUGAUCUGUUUACUAAAUCAUCCAGUUAAAAACACUCAUGAUGCCAGCUCCUGUCAGAUCAUCAUCCCUCAAACUCAGCUCAGCAGGAAGUCAGACAUUUAUAUAUCUGUGGUGUCUUUUGCCCACAAUGUGGCCUCAGAUGGGAUGUACAUCGCCACGGUGAGCACAACUGCAGAAACCAACAACCCAGAGCAAGAAGUGCAGCCAGGGCUCGAGCUCCUCGAACCCAUCAUAAGCAAAUUUGUGUCUGUCAGCAACCUGCUAGUUCCAAAUGAAGAUGGAAAAAAGAGUCAGAUAUUUGUGUCCCGCUCAUACAGCGCAGCAAACCACUUUGAGACUGAAUGUGAGGACAUCAAAGACAUGUACCAGCGGCUCACGGGGACGGAGCUCUGCUUCGCAGGAUCACGGCAUCAGUCUCAUAACUCUGAUGAUGACUGAAAAUGACUUGACAUGAGGACCAAAUCAUUCAGCAGCUGGGAGGCCAUGAAUGGAUAAUUAUAGGCCACAGCUGUAAAGCAGAGGGUGUGAUGUAGGGUGUAGAUUGAACUGAGUGUGCUAUAUAAAUGUCUGAUGUCCCUUUUUCCUCUUAAUUUGUUUGCUGUAAGUUCUCCCUCGUGUGACAAUCUGUUAAAAUAUGUUUUUUUUUUUUUAUGAGACAAGGUAACACAUCAAUAUGACCUUUCUGCUGAAUAGUUCUUACGUUGGUUGUUUAUACCAGAGUGAAACUUUUUUAAUUACUUAUGAAGCGAUAUCAACUAAAAAACUGCUAAAGUAUUAUUGUAUCAAGCAGAAAUACCUUCAAAUUCACUGUUUGUUUGAUGUUCAACUAAUGCAGAAGUCCACUUAUGUAUGGCUGUACAAUUUCUGCAUAAGGAAAAAAGGUCACCUAACUGUUAAAAUUAAUUAGAUUGAUUUUUUUUUUGUUUUAAGUAUCAAUCAGUGAGACUGUUUAUGAGCUGCAGCAGGCUGCAUGUGAAUAAUGAGGGUAUAAAGUGUUUGGCCUGACGCUGGGCAUCUUCACAGAGACAGAUGAUUAGCAAUGAAUCAGAGUGAUGUGUAAUGGAUUAGUGGACUCUCUUAUCUAUGGAGCUUAUGUGUGAGAAGGACAAAGCCAAUGAAUUAAGUGCUGCACAAACAGCUUGUCAGCGGCAGCGUGCUGGAGGCAGAGGACGGACAGACGCACGGAGUAAAGAGGCUUAUCCAAAUUAAGGACACUGGCCACCAGCACUACUUCUGGUAGCCAUAAAAACUAUUUCUUUAACAUGCGAGUCCCUUUAACUGCUGCCCAGUUCACAUCCAAAAUGAAAAUAUGCUGCUGAGUUGGUCUUACAACAGAUUUAUUGUAACACAUAAAAAUACAUUACACCUAAGUUGCAGUAUGUAAAACAUUUGUAUUUCUUUAUACAAGGAAAACUUGUGUUUAUAUACAAUGACACAUUUACACUUUAUUACAGUCUAAUUCUCCA
Molecule: messenger RNA, 2468 nt
Organism: Archocentrus centrarchus (flier cichlid)
Lineage: Eukaryota; Metazoa; Chordata; Actinopteri; Cichliformes; Cichlidae
Product: rab GDP dissociation inhibitor beta
Exons: 11
Coding region: 109-1440 (443 amino acids)
Biological process (GO): small GTPase-mediated signal transduction; protein transport; vesicle-mediated transport
Cellular component (GO): cytoplasm
Molecular function (GO): Rab GDP-dissociation inhibitor activity
Source: RefSeq, a predicted model, not a curated record